Messenger RNA from Penicillium pulvis, 1314 nucleotides. Its product is annotated as aromatic ring-hydroxylating oxygenase subunit alpha. The record is from RefSeq and is a predicted model, not a curated record. Bases 1 to 1314 code for a protein of 437 amino acids. The transcript has a single exon. NCBI's taxonomy places the organism in Eukaryota, Fungi, Ascomycota, Eurotiomycetes, Eurotiales, Aspergillaceae. Gene Ontology annotation, molecular function: 2 iron, 2 sulfur cluster binding; iron ion binding.
AUGGCUACUAUGCUGCACUAUCUUGGCUUCGGUCAUAAGACUCUCUCCAACGAACCAGCGAAAGAUUCCCCUGUCCGAGCUUUACCUGCAUCAUGGUACAAAUCUCCUGAGAUGUACGAGCUAGAACGUCGAGCCAUCUUCUCCAAAAGAUGGCUUUUCAUCACCCACAGCUCUCGAGUCAAGGAAACAGGCGAUUGGCUCCGUUAUGAGAUUGCGGGCUUUGACUUCGUCAUAACUCGAGACCGACAAGGGAAUGUGAAUGCAUUCCACAACGUUUGCAGACAUCGCGCAUAUCCAGUGGUUGAGAAAGAGGGUUCUGGAAACUCCAAGAUUCUAUCCUGUCGUUAUCACGGCUGGUCCUAUGGAUUGAAUGGCAAACUUGCCAAAGCGCCUGGCUACAAAGACCUAAACUUCAAUAACGACCAAAACAGUCUGUUCCGGAUACAUGUCAAGGUCGACGUGAAUGGAUUUAUCUGGGUCAAUUUGGAUGCAAAUGAAGUCCCAGAAAUUCCAUGGGAGGAGCACUUCCGAGACGUCGAUACGCAGGAGCGAUAUAAGGAGUACAACUUCGAUGAAUAUGACCUUGAUCAUACAUAUGAGCUGGAUGGCCAGUAUAACUGGAAGAUCCUGGCAGAUAACUUCAAUGAAUGCUACCACUGUCCGACAACACACCCUGACAUCCCCGAUUUUCUCAACCUGGAUUCCUUCGACAGUGACCUCAAGGAUGGACAUAUCCAGCACCACUGCGUCUCUACGCCGGAGCAGAAGGCAAAGGGCCUUUACACUGCCAGUACAUAUUAUUUCCCGAUUUCUGCCAUGGUUGUUUCGUACGUUCCCUACCCUUGUAGUGCUAGAGAGUUUUUCAAUGAGCGGUUCGCUGACAAUAUCCUCUCUACCAGACCACACUUUAUCAUGAUCCAGAAAUUUCUUCCCAAAAGCGCCAGCUCCUCUAAGAUGUCUUACGAAAUCUACCGCAACAAAAAUUCCGGCGAUGCCGAUUUCCAUGCGAUCAGUGACAUGUACGAGCGCGUUAUGAGAGAAGACAAAGUUCUCUGCGACAAUGCACAAAAGAACCUCGACCGGAACGUGUUCGUCAGUGGUGAGCUGCACCCUAAGUUCGAGAAGGCUCCGCUCUUCUUCCAAAGCACUGCUCGCGAGGUUAUUACAGAGCAUUUUGAGCGUGAGAAGGCCCAAGGGCGGGAAAUAUGGCCGGCGAAACAGAAGGUGCCGUGUAACUCUCAGGUGAGUGACAAGGAUGAGGAGAUCUGUGCUGCUCUAAGCUGUGGGGCCCAGAAGGAGAUUUUGGCUUGGUGA